AUGGCCAACCCCUCAGACUCCAUGCCUCCUGGGACCUCCGACCAGGAGGUUAUGAGCCCAAGUGGUGCUCGCCCUACUUCGCCGAGAAUGACAACAACAGCUGCGGGGCCCGAGAGGGGCCAACCGGGGGUCGUAAGACCAGCUUUGGACGGUGGAGAGGCUCAUGGAGCCCAACCGGAGGCCGUAAGGCCGGAUGGUGCGCUGGAAGCUGGCGGCACUGGUGUGGCUGGAAGUGUGGAUGGAGCAAUGGUUUCUGGAGAUAGCAUGGACUCUGGGCAUGGUACAAGUGGUCAAGUGGCAAGAGUUCAGGCCUUGGCGCUGGCUUCUGGAGCGGUGGUUGCAGGUGGCAUGCAAGCUGUGGUGGCCUCAACCUCAAUGACGAGGGAGGUGGAGCCGGCCGGUGAAGCUGGGGACAUGGGCAUGCUGCGUGAUGGCCUGAAUAGUGGAGGGCAUCCACAACCUGGAGGUUUCAGCUGGAAUGCGCAAGGCAGUCCGAUGGGAAGAGAGGCACAACCGCGUGGUGUGAUGCCGACCUGGGUUUCUCGCCUGGGAGCUUUCUUCCAGGCUAUGGGGCAGUCACAGCAGGUGACACCCCCGGAGUGGAUGCCGAGUCCCUUUCCAUCGCCUAUGACGAGACCGUCGAGAUCGCAGAGGGCAUUGGAGUCACCUAUGUCGCAGGGGGAACGGGAUGAGGCAUCGAGGACGCCUUUGUUUGAUGAUGAGCAGAGGCAACAGAUGAGGGCAAUGGAGCAGCGAGCUCCACUGCUGUAUGGUGCCACCGGGGUGGGACCGAGGCCUAUGGAUGGUGGUGGCAGUUCUGGAGGAAGCGUGCGUCAGCAGCUACAAGGAUGCAAUUGGAGCGAGAACGCAUGGGAGAAGGGCAGUGGCCACAUGCAGCAAGGUCUCGUCCUGGGCAGGGAUGGGGCCAACACUUGUGGAAUGGUCUGGUGGGGGCCUUGCCGGGUCCGUCGGGCCAACUUGGGCCACGAGGCAAUCCUGGUGCGCUACAUCCAGUUCAGCAAGGAGCUUUCCCCGAAUCUCAAGGCAAUCCUGGUCCGCUACCUCCAGUUCAGCAAGGAGCUUUCCCCGAAUCUCGAGGCAAUCCUGGUCCGCUACCUGGGCAAUCCUGGUCCGCUACCUGGUCGUUUUUUGAAUGGUCAGAGUGACGCAGCAGGAGGUCGUUUUGGCUUUAUGCCACAUGGUCAGAGUGACGCAGCAGGAGGUCAAGAGCAGCCGUUGGUCUAUCCACGAGGUCCACCACAAGUUCUGGGAGGGCACCUUGGUCAAUCAGGAGGUGCUGUGCAAUCAAAACAACCACCGGCUGUGGCAUCUGCAGAGGCACUGCCGGAGUCGGGAGGAGAAAGGGGGCAGCCGUCACUUGGUCCUGGAGGUGAUCCCAUGAGCAGGCUGUUGGAAGGUUUGGAGCGGGUGAUUACGAAGUCCCAGAGAACCGAGGAUGUGCACAAGCCGGUGGGAGACAUUCCGAUGCUUCCCGCCUUGAGUGAUAGCGCGAGCGUGGACUUUGGGGACUGGCUCCACUGCCUGGAGCACGCUAUGGGAGACCUCUCAACUUCGUCGGCGGAAUGGUGGCAGGAAGUAAAGGACUGUGCCAAGGCGUACUAUGACUCCUACCAGAAGGCAGAUCACUUCAAUCGGCUCAACCUAGCACCCUUGGCUUCCCCUGUGCUGCAGGAGGCGAGGUGGCAGCGCGUUGAUCGGAGGGCGGCCACGCUCUUGUUGGCAUCGACGCCUGAGGACAUCAGGCGGGAACUUGUGGCGUCGAGAGUGAGAUCUUCGCUGGAAAUUCUGAGCCGCUUGAUGGUGCUGUAUCGCCCGGGAUCUGCGAUGGAGAAGAGUUCUUUGCUGCGCCACUUGGAGUCGCCGCCAGCGACAAGUACUGCAGCUGAGGCUGUGGAUGGUCUGCGCUUGUGGUGGAGGUACUUCCAGAGGGCAAAGGAUUUGGGGGUGGUGAUACCAGACCCGUCGGUGCUACUUCGAGGUAUCGACGUCUUGGUGAAGAAGCCACUGUUGGACCACCAUGAGGUGGCCUUUCGUAUGAACCUGGUCCGCUACCAACUGAAGGUCGACUUCGUGCCGGUGGAGGACAACGUGAAGGCGGUGCAUAAGGCUCUCCUGGCGGAGUUUGAGCAGCUGGCCUCCAGAAAACCAAAGGGGGUGCCGGGCAACAACUCGCCAUCGACCACGCCUAACAGUCCUCAGGCGAAGCCGAUGCAGCCCGAGACCCAGAAAAUGAUCAAGGCGGAUGAUGUGGCCACGGUGAUAUCGGAGGCGAGUACGAUGGCGUCGACUCCUAUGGCAACGAGAUCUACGCUAGAUGACCCCAUACCUGGCACGCCUAUGGACAUGCAACAGAUGUUGGAGAAUGCGCAGAAAAUGGUCAAGUCCUUGAUGGAGCACAGCGCCACGAUGAAGGUGAUGCGUAUCACCUCGGCUGAGAGUGAGGAGGUGCGAAGAGCUCAGGCACUGGGAACGUUGCCAGCAGUUAGCAAAAUGGGGCUGUUGGACAGUGGGGCUACUCAUGCACUACGACCAGGCACUGUGGAGGAGAAGAAGAAGGCCGCGAAGGUGGAAGUUGCGCUGGCUGGGGACACCAAGAUUGAGUUGCCUCAGUCGGACAAGGGAACGAUCUUGGGGGACAACCAAGCUCAACCAAUUGUGCCCCUUGGAACCCUUGUUAGACAGCUGGGGUAUGAGUUCGUCUGGAACGCGCGCGGAUGCAGAUUGAGACACCCCAGCCGACCUGAAGUACAAGUCUACACGCGGUCGUCGUGCCCGGAAGUCCGAGAGUGUGAUGCUUUGAGGCUCAUUGCGGAGUUGGAGGGCACCAAGGCCGACGAGGCGCUGAGGACCAUGCAGGAACUGGAGACGUCGAUCAAGGUGGCAAGGUCGCAUGAGGGAAGGAACUGGGCGGAUUUCUUGAAGGACUACGUCGUAACGGGGGAUCCCUCCGAUGGUCUGCGAGCCGUUCUGAGCGCGGAGUUCAUGUCGGACGUGCCGUUUGAGGACAAGAUCCGGAUCUUCGAGAAAAUCCCGCAGAGCAACGAGGAAGCCUGGAAGUUGAUGAAGUCGCUCCCAUUGAAUCGCGCAAGACGGAGAUCCUUGUGGGCAAGCCGCCGAUGGAUUGUGCACUUGUUCUCCGGGAAGGGGGAAUCCUCAGAUCCGAUCAAGACCUUGACUGGGUGCAGAGUUCAGGGUCCACGGGGUGAAACACGUGAGGCAUCUAUGGCAGAAGUGCUGGAGAUUGACCUUACCCAGUCCAAAUCGUGGGACAUCGGAACCAACGGCGGCAUCUUCGCGCUGCUCUUGUGGGCGGCCUCACAGGGGAAGAUACAUGCCAUUGUGGGGGGACCACCUUGCAGGACCUUUUCCCUUCUACGACAUCGCGAAUUGCAGGGGCGUAACAAUGCACCACGGCCGGUGAGGUCGGCGCAACAUCUCUGGGGUCUUCCUGGGCAACUGACAAGGGAUGAAGAGGCACUGGUGAGAGGCGACAACAACCUGAUCUUGCGCAUGGUGUGGUUGUGGUUGGUUGCAGAAACGGGCUUGGAUAUGUGCUACCCGAGAAGGGACAGGGGUCCGGCAGUGGCGUUCGGCAUGGAGCACCCUGACGAUCCGCGCGAGUUCUUGCAACCCGGGGCAGUGUCCAAUGAGGUCAUGGAGAAGUGUGCGUCGUUUUGGAGAACGAAGUUGGUCGAGCACAUGAAUAACAACGGCAUGAACAUGUACCGGUUUGAUCAGGGCGCACUUGGGCAUCCUCAGAGGAAGCCAACGGGGUUGCUCACUACCAUGGAGUUGGACGAGCUCAGUGGCUUGAAGGACACGAGACGUGAAUGGCCGGAACCUGGGAAUUCGAAGGACAUGGCUGUUUGGGCUCCGGGACUACGAGAAGCACUGGCGAAGGGGAUCAGAAGAUGGGCAUGGAGAGGCGAAAUUUCUGUGGCGAUGAACACCUUCACUCCGAAGCAGCUGGAAGAAUGGCGGCGUCACGUUGAAGCGGGGCAUUGGCCAUUUAGGAGAGAUUGCUCGGUGUGUUUGUCGGCGGCGGGAACGGGGCGACCGGCGAGAAGAGUGCUUCACAGAGACGCCUACGUCUUGAGCCUGGACAUUGGUGGCGCGUUUGCAGAAAAGGGAAUAGACGAGCGGAACGACAACGGGAGGGCCAACAAGUACAAGUUCGUUUUGGCAGCUACCUAUGUGUUCCCGAAGGCCUUUGAUGUGGUCUCCAAGGACAUGCCGAUCCCUGAUGACAUCGAUGAGUACCUGGGCCAGGAGGAGGUGGAUGAGGUCCUCAGGUUCGCGGUUCCUCUCGCCAAGCACAAGGGUGCGGACAUCCUCGCGGCAGUCCAAGACCUUUACAUCUACCUCAGGGCCAAUGGAUUUCCACUGGCCAGGAUACACUCUGACAGGGCACGUGAGUUCAGGACUAAGCAACUGCGAAGGUGGUGCCGGGAGCGGGACAUCUACCAGACUUACACUGAAGGUUUGGCCCCGACGCAGAAUGCCAUGGCGGAGAACCAGGUGAAGUGGCUGAAGGCUAGGGCGCGUGUGUUGCUCACGGCUUCCGGCUUGAACAAGAAGUACUGGCCCUGUGCAAUGAAGCAUGCGUGUGCAGCCCACAACACUCGUCAGCUUGGAAAAACAAUGACGCCGAUUCAGUUCGGGUCCCAAGUGAUGGUGAAGACAAAAAGGGAUGUGGGGCCUUUCGACCCAAGAUGGGAGGAGGCAGUGUACCUGGGUCCGGCCGAUGAUGUGCGUGAAGGGCAUGUACUUGAACUGGCGGAUGGAACCUGGCACAGAACGCUGCACAUGAGAGUGGUUCGAGAUGAUGAAGUACCCUCUGGUGGAGAUGAGUCAUGGGUGGCCGAUCGCGUAGAUCCAGGACGGCGAGUUCGUGGAAAGAGGCGAUUGGAAGAUCCAGAUGGCCCGGGAGUACGUGUGCUACAAGAAGGGCAAGAAGAUGGAGAAGAAGAGAUUGCGGAGCAAAGGGCCCACGACAAACUUGAAUAUAACAAGUACGAAGACGAGGAUGCGUUGGAGAUCGUCCGAGCACUUCGGUUGACAAGUGGUCCGAAAAGGAGGGGGACACAGGACUUUGAUUGGUGUGGGAGUUGGAGUACGGGGGCCUACGUCCACGGAGGAGUCUGGGGCGUGCAAACCAACACGACCAAGUUCCCCAAGGUCACCCGUUUCCUCACGACUUUUCUCAGAAACAAGAUGAAGGAGCCAAUGCCUUUCGGAACCAUCGUCGUGAAUGUGAACCAGGAGCUACUACCACAUCGUGACCUACACAACGAGCGAGAGUUCGCGAACUCAGUGUAUGGCAUGGGUGACUUUUCUGGAGGAGAAGUGUGGGAGCAGACGUACCUGGAAGAAACACGGUGGCACGCGACGAUGCCAUGGACAGGAACCCGAGUCACCGUGGUGGGCUACGUUCCAAGGAAGUUCAAGAAUGUGGGAUCUGAGAACUACAACCUCUUGCGGGACAUGGGUUUCAUGGUGCCUGUUGGGGCAGAUGAGGAGGAGGAAGACGAUGUUCAGGAGCCGCAGCAGAAAGUAUUGCAGGGGAACGACAUCGAGAAGGGUGGUGGUUGGAAUGAAAGUGUUCAUGUACCCGGGGGACAUGUGGAGCUGGGAGUGCACUGGACAAUGAAGUUUGUGCGUGAAGGGGAUGGAGGCGAGGGUGAAUUGAGCGCAACACCAACGUUCCCCGUCCAGGACCAUGUUCGUGAAAGAGUACAAGAACGACUUCUAUGGGCACGAGAACUGCUGGAGGAAGAAAGGGAGAUAUGGGAAAGACAAGAGAGGCAGACGGGCAUUGUGGAUGAGCAUGUGAAGACCGUCAUCGACAACUUGGAAGAGACCGUCGCCUACAUGGAGUUCUAUCUCAUGCAGGACAACCAAGCUCAUGUGGAUGAAGUUCGCUUAAAAAUGCUGCGUGUGAACAAGGUUUCGGUGGAGGAAGCGGUGACCCAGAAUGUGGAGCAGCUGCUGCAAGGACUUGAAGGGCCCUUGGAAGUGGUGCACAAUGUCAGCCUGCAGGAGGUAAGAGAGCACUUGACCGACUGGGUGCCGAGCAUGAAGAAGGAGGUCGCAACGCUGGAAACAUCCGGGACUUUGAGACCAAUACCUCUGUCGCAGGCAAAGCGGCAAUCUGAAGCGGGUGAGUUGAUCUUGGUGCCGGGCAAAACUGUGUUCACGGUGAAGCCGCCGGAGGAUGUGCAUCAGAGCAAAUACAAACGGAAAACCCGUUUCGUAAUAUGCGGGAAUUUUGUCAAGGAUGGUGACACCACCGAGCUCUACACCGCGAAUGCGAAGGCCGAGAGUGUGAGAUGUUCAUUGGCGACUGCGGCGAGCCGAAACUGGGAAGCGGCUGGAACGGACAUUAACAGCGCCUUCACCUUGACGCCGAUGACGGAGAGUGCUACGCAGUAUGCGGUGACGGCUCCAAAGAUCCUGGUGGAAGCUGGUGUGGUGCCCCCGGGAACAGCGUACAAGGUGGACCGAGUCUUGUACGGCUUGCGAGAGGCUCCUCGUCUGUGGGGAAUCUUUCGAGACAGGCGGAUUCGCAACGCACGCCUGACGGUGGAGGGACGCGACAUGAAGUUCACGCAGCUUGAAACGGACGAGUCGGUGUGGCGUUUGCAUCCGGUGGAUGAUCCACAGGAGACCAUCGCGAUGAUGGUGGUUUAUGUCGAUGACGUGUUGUUCCUCGGCAAGCGGGCCCACAUCGAGGAGAUGUACUCAUGGCUGGUGAAUGGAACUGAGGAGGAGGGCGCUGGAUGGAAAUGCAGUCCGCUGGAGUUUGUGGGAAAGGACCCUGUGCGCUACCUGGGAAUGGAGAUACGCAGCAAGAUGAAGGACGGAGGGAUCGCCUAUCACGUGUGUCAAGGGGGCUACAUUGGAGAUCUCUUGCGUGAGCAUGGUGUGGAAACAUGGACUCCGUCGUUGGUACCUGCAACCCGGGAGGCAAUGCCACAGGUCCCCGAGCCGGAGGAUGGAGCCGAGGAGACAGAGCCGGAUCCUUCGGCGGUGCAUGCUGCUCAAAAACUGGCUGGAGAACUGUUAUGGCUCAGUAUGCGGACUCGACCUGACGUGAGCUUUGCUGUGGCUCAUGUAUGCAGUGCCGCUACCCGAAGUCCUGAGGCUGCGCUGAAACUGGGGCGCAUGGUGUUGCGCUAUCUUCGUGACACCGUGGACCUCGGCUUGACCUACGAUGGCACGGGACCGACUGUGCUGGCUUAUUCGGACGCAAGCUAUGCGCCGGGAGGCGGACGCAGCUUCGGCUGCGCUGCGACGAUGUUGCAUGGAGGAUUUGUGGCUUGGAGAAUGGCACGACAACCCGUGAUUUCUCUCUCGGUGGCGGAGGCAGAGUUGUAUGAGGUCAUCAAUGCCUACCAGCAAGCCAUGAUAACAAACUUUUCGGUUAGCCAUGAGUGGAUCAAGGAGAUUCAUCCGAAGGUGGACGUCACCAUGUUGAUCGACAACCUGGCGGCACUGGGGCUCGCGUCAAGUUCCCCGGGGAGCUGGAAGACACGUCACCUUAGGAUACGGGCGCGAUUCCUGCGCCAGGAAACAGCGUCGGGGCGUCUGGAGCUGAAGCACUCCCCGGGGGAAGUGCAGGCGGCGGACAUGGGAACGAAGGCAGUUCCUGCACCACGGCUGCGUGAUCUUCGUGUUCUUUGGAAGAUGAUGACAGUUGGAGAGUUCCUGGAGGGCCCGAAGGAGGUGAUCCUGAACGGGGUCAAACUGCCGGAGUCGGAGGUUCGCUUCAACCAGAUGAGGAUCAUGAUGAUGUUGGUGGUGUGUGCCUUGGUUAAGGGCACGCAAGGGGCAGAGCUGUCCCAGGAGCCCAAGAAGGACCCUUUGCCCUACGACGCUGGAAUCGAGUUCUAUGGCUUGAUGGUGCUUUGUGGUGUGGCGAUGAUUGGAAUCUGGGAGGUGAUGAAGUGGUGCCUUGGAAGAUGCUGUGGUAGUGAUGAGGCUACAGUCCGAAGGGCCCGGAGACUUCUGCGAAUCCGAGAUCAGACAGCGAGAGCCCUUCAAGAGGAGCUGAUGGGAUUGCGGGCGGAAGAGGUGCAGUCCUCGCCUCCUGUGAGUCAGGGUUCUCCUGUGGCUAUGUCAUCGUCGUCGUCAGCUACUGCGCCAACUACACGAUUGGUGGAAAAUGUGGAGCCAGCUCGGACAACCACGGCGGUUGCCGAGGAAACACAAGUGGGCCAAGUGCCCGACCCGCCUCGUACGAGGCAGAGCCCCGAGUACGACUUCGAGCUCUUCACAGGUGUCUUCUACAAGUCUGAACAUGGAGAAAAGGUGCACUUGUUCCACUGCCGUGGAAUGAGGGAGGUCCGGUCGCGCGUAACGGAGUACAAGGUGUGUUCUCAUUGUUUGGAGCGCUACCCCUUGUACUACCGUAGACCCUUCAAUGAUGCUCUGCUACGCCGACAUGAUGGACAUUGA
Messenger RNA from Symbiodinium natans, 8478 nucleotides. Lineage: Eukaryota; Dinophyceae; Suessiales; Symbiodiniaceae. The record is from the annotation of a GenBank genome assembly.